Molecule: messenger RNA, 525 nt
Organism: Plenodomus lingam JN3
Lineage: Eukaryota; Fungi; Ascomycota; Dothideomycetes; Pleosporales; Leptosphaeriaceae
Source: RefSeq, a predicted model, not a curated record
AUGACAUCAGCCUCAAUGUCCAACCUGCCAGAUUCUCAAACAAUACCAAUGACGCAAUUUGGUUCAUCAAACUCUCCGCGUCAUCUGCCGCCCCGAUCAGAAGAACCAUCUGCCUGGCAUCGCUUAGUACGCAACAAUCUAUUUCGUGCCAUCACUGUCAUGAUAUGCUUUAUUCUCAUGGUGGUCGGAAGCUACUUCGGAGCGAGUUUCAUCGCGAACGUUCUACGAUCCAACAUCUAUCAUGUUCCCCCUGGCCUGGCUUCAACAAAAAAUCCGAACCCACGCUCAACGAUGGCAGAGAAACCAACGGCCAAGAUUCCCAAGACGGAAUUCGUUGAUGUAUCCGGAUUUUCCAUGACAAGUGUUGCAUCACUACAAUCUACUUCUCAUACCGUGACGACGACUGAAGUACAUCUGUUGUCUUCGGCGACACCGUCUUUGAUCGAAUGUUUGGUUGACGAAGAAGGUUUCACGCAAACGAUUGCCUUUCUCGCUGGGAAACGUAUAUACCUCGGUAUAUGCUAG